AUGUCUGCCACGGCGGCGUACCGGCAGUUUCUCGCCUCCCCCAACUCGGCGCUGCUUGCCGCGAACGCGACUCUCCAUUACAUCACCACCACUUCGACUUUCAACGGCCCUACCGACAUCAUCAAGCACCUCAGCACCCAGCGGAAUCAGCUGAAGAAGCACCAGGAGGACAUACUCGACGUGGUGGAGGGUCGUGAUGCGCUAGCAGCCGAGAUUGAGACGGCCCUUGAAUUCGUGACGAGCGGUGGUGCCUACCUGCCUGGUCUCGACGACAACUUCCUGGCUGACCAGAAGGUCUACUUCACUAUUACUCACUUCGUGACUUUCGAUGCCGAAGGCAAGAUCACACAGAUCCGCUUGACCUGGGAUCAGGGCUCGCUUCUGAAGCAGCUCGAAAUCAUUGGCAAGUCCGGACGCAACUGGCCUAUUCGCGAUGGCAAGGAACAAACCAAGUUGAUCACGACUGCCCUCAAGGCCUCCGGCAGAAUCGCGAGCGCACCCGACACGAACGAAAUCACGAUUCGUUCCCGCGGAGCAUCCCAGAACAUCCUGAGGGACCCGCACGCGUCCCUGUCUUUAUUUGCCUCUCGCGAGCAGCAGGCGGCUGACGAGACCAACGGCCAGUCCGUCGUGUCACCAUACGCAGGCACCCGCCCUCACCAGAGGUCAUUCACUGACAUCCUGACGGAUGCGCCUGCGGAAGACCCUAGCUCACCCAGCACCGGGCGCGAGCGAGCGCCCAAGAUUGGCGCCGGCAAGAACUUCCAGCCCCAGCGACUCUUCGACGCUGACCCCAAUGCGCCACUGGAGCCCGAAUCGCCCGAGGCCACCAUGAGCCCCAGCAAGGCCUACCGUCCUCAUCCCACCAAGUACGACCACUUCGAUUUCGCCGAUGGCUCUGAUCCUCAGGAUGCUGCCGCCGCGGUCGCUGCUCGCGACGCGCACAAGCCCAAGCCUGCCAAGAACGGCGCAAAUUGGUCCUUCGAAGACUUCACCACCCCCCACAAGCCCCAGCCUUCGAAGGCGUUCCGCCACCAGGAUGUCCGCCACUGGGACGCGGACAAGGACUCUGGUAUCCAGGAGACCCCUGUGCACCACGCACCACCCAAGCCUCGCCGCGAUGCCGAGGCCCAUUUCGAAUACCUUGACGAUGGGCUUCCCCAGCCUGGAAGUCGCGUCUCUAGCCGGCCCCGCGGUGCAGGCCAGAACGAAGGCUCCCAUCUGUAUGAGAACAACCUGUACAAUGAAGACGGAUCAGCACCUACACCUGCUCCCAACCGAGCGCUGGGUAACAUCACGAACCUGUCGGACCGCCACAAGGACUUUGACCCUCACUUCGCCAUUGAGGACAAGUCUCCUGCUCCUAGCAAGGUGCACAAGCCUGCCGAGGAGGCCAAGAAGGAGAACGCGGGAGGCAUUCACAUUGCCGGCGACGGCAUGGGUGGCCGCAAGGGCACCAACCGAGACUGGCUCUACGGCGAAGAUUCGGAACCGACGCCAAAGGCCAACAAUGGCAAGAAGCAGGGCACGUCGGGAGCACAGAAGAACUCAAGCUUCAACUGGGACUUUUAA
Molecule: messenger RNA, 1572 nt
Organism: Verticillium nonalfalfae
Lineage: Eukaryota; Fungi; Ascomycota; Sordariomycetes; Glomerellales; Plectosphaerellaceae
Exons: 2
Coding region: 1-1572 (523 amino acids)
Source: RefSeq, a predicted model, not a curated record